AUGUCGGGAUUCGAGGUUUCCGGCGGGGAAAUGGGGUGGGUUGUGAUCGGGGCUUCGAGACAAGUCGAACGGAACCGGUGCCGGCUCUUCCCGUUGCCGGAACAGAGAGAAUCGAAGAGAGAGAAAGAGAGAAUCGGGGAGAGAGAAACGGAAGAGAGAGAGUAUACGCGGGAGAGAGAGAGAGAAAGUGAGGGGUAA
Messenger RNA from Prunus armeniaca (apricot), 198 nucleotides. The record is from the annotation of a GenBank genome assembly. NCBI's taxonomy places the organism in Eukaryota, Viridiplantae, Streptophyta, Magnoliopsida, Rosales, Rosaceae.